This is a messenger RNA of Paramisgurnus dabryanus, 1261 nucleotides long. It is a transcript of the gene fam78ba, whose product is annotated as family with sequence similarity 78 member Ba. The record is from RefSeq and is a predicted model, not a curated record. Lineage: Eukaryota; Metazoa; Chordata; Actinopteri; Cypriniformes; Cobitidae.
AUGAAUAUAUUGCUUAAAUACAUCCUCAUUUUUCCUUCGCUCGCCACAUUGACACCCCUAAUAAGCAGGACCAUGGGUUGCAUUCAAAGCAUCGCCUGCAAGCCCCGCAUCCGAAGGGAGAACAUAGUGGUCUAUGAGGUGUCAGCCUCCAUUGACCAAUGCCCGACCAUCAUUGAAGAGAACUCACCCAUUGUGCUUCGAUACAAGACCCCAUACUUCAGAGCAUCGGCUGGGAUCGUGAUGCCCCCUGUCCCUAGAAACGAAACAUGGACUGUGGGGUGGAUUCAGGCGUGUACCCAAAUGGAGUUCUUUAAUACAUAUGGUGAUAUUGGCAUGUCCAGCUGGGAACUCCCAGAACUUCGUGAAGGACGGGUAAAGGCGAUCAGCGAUUCAGAUGGCGUCAGUUACCCCUGGUACGGUAACACUACCGAAACGGUGACACUCUCAGGCCCCACGUCCAAACCGUCCCGUUUAACGGUGAGCAUGAAUGACAACUUCUACCCUAGCGUGACAUGGGCAGUGCCCAUCAGCAACAGCAACACGCCCAUGCUCACGCACAUCACGAGAGACCAGAGCUUCAUCACUUGGCUGGUGGCGCUAAAUGCAGACACCAAAGAACGUAUCGUUCUUCAGACAGUGCGCUGGCGGAUGCGGGUAGACAUUGAAGUGGACCCGUCCAUGCCUCUAGGUUCUCGUGCAAAACUCAUGGGACGACCGCACCAAGAACAACCGCACAUUCUCAGCAACAAUGAACCCAUUCCUCCAAACGCGCUGGGCAGGCCCAAUGCCAACGAUGCCCAGGUGUUAAUGUGGAGGCCUAGGAGGGGACAGCCACUGGUUGUUAUACCACCAAAAUAGGGUUGUCUUAACAGUGCCUACAGAACAAUAACACCUUAAAAGGUUGAUGACUGCAUGCACUGUUUGAAUCAUAAGGAUUUAGGGGUUCUGCGGAUUGCCAGUUUUGUUGGCUUUCUUUAUUCCUCAGAACUACAGUAGACUGUUGAAUGGGGCAUAGUCUAUGUCCAUAAUGAAACUGGACUGCCUUUCAUAUGCACAGUACUCAUUUUAUUUAAUGACAAGGAAUGACUAGUCAUGAAUCUGAACUGUAUUUCGGGAUAGAUGGUAUAUAAUGCAUGAACGAGAUUGAAUGUUUAGACACAACGUAAACUCAGUUGCAAACAAUGAAGAGGAAAGUUAACUUUUGAUUUGUAAGAAAUCUACUUGAAACGCAGUUGAAUAAGACGCUAGCAAAUAUAUUUUA